Molecule: messenger RNA, 2642 nt
Organism: Gamsiella multidivaricata
Lineage: Eukaryota; Fungi; Mortierellomycota; Mortierellomycetes; Mortierellales; Mortierellaceae
Product: P-loop containing nucleoside triphosphate hydrolase protein
Exons: 4
Coding region: 43-2625 (860 amino acids)
Cellular component (GO): nucleus
Molecular function (GO): ATP binding; nucleic acid binding
Source: RefSeq, a predicted model, not a curated record
CUGUCAUUCGCCAACCUGUUCAUUCGAGAGAGGAGCAUCAGCAUGUUUAAUAUCAAGCGAUACGACGCCGAGGAGGAGACGUCCAAGGGGGCCCAUACCCAGCAUUCAACUCCAUCAGCGUCUGCACAGGACCGGCUCGCAAAACUCAACGCCCGUUUGAACAAGAACAAGAGUAAAGGUCAGGAUACGACUGUUACGCAAGACCGGCAGGGCGAAUCUUUACAAAAACAGAACCAACAUGUCCGAUAUGAUGGCACAAAGCAGCCGUCAAUACCAGAUACCAAGAAAUCCGGCGCCAGUGUUAUAGAGAUUUCGUAUAAGCGCGGCAGGGACCAGGAGGAGGAACCGCGGAAGAAUGGAAAGAAAUGGGAGAAGAGAGCCAAAGAAUUGAACGAUAGGGAUCUGAUUCCGAACGACGUCCGCUUAGUCAUGAAGGCAGAGGCAGAGGCGGCUGUAGCAGCAGCAAAAGGAAUUCUCAGGCCUGUCACAACCACGCCAUUACCGUCACUAGCACCGGCAUCUGCAGAUCAGGAUCAGGACCAGGACGAGGAUAUGGAGGCCGAGAUUCAAGAAAAGGAGGACAGGCCAUCAAACGAAAUUGAACAUGCAGAACAAGAAAUCGACGGCGUUAAACAAUUUGUGGACGAUGCAGCCGCUGAUGCCGCCCUCGCAGAUCUCGCCCUCGUACCUCUUCCUACCUUUGAGGCCAAAGAAAUCUCUGCCACAGAACGAGAGCGCGCCAAAUCCAUGGGUAUUCCGGACUGGCUGGCACAUCCGACAAAGAUUGAACCAGAAACAAACACACCGAUCGAGGCGCCUAUGUUCAGAUUCUCACAGAGGCUGAUCAAGCAGUGCAAGAAGGCUGGAAUCGAAGAGUGCUUUGCGGUCCAGACGGCUGUGAUUCCCGUGUUGAUGAGGGCGAGGCAUUUGGGAGACGUUCGCAAAGCGCCAGGCGAUCUCUGUGUGUCAGCGCCGACUGGAAGUGGAAAGACGCUGGCCUAUGUUCUUCCUAUCAUCGAGAUUCUCUCGCAGCGCGUGGUAACGCGACUCCGUGCUCUUGUGGUCCUUCCAACGCGCGACCUUUGCAUUCAGGUCAAGGAGACAUUCGAGACAUUUGUCAAGGGCACAGAUCUCAAAAUCGCAACCUCAACCGGACAAAAUUCGUUCGCACACGAGCAAAGCAUUCUCGUUGGCGAAGCACAUGCUACAGGAUCUCAGGUCUUGGGUGGCCACAGUCGAGUCGAUAUCUUGAUUACAACACCUGGACGACUGAUCGAUCAUAUCAAGUCGACGCCUAACUUUACAUUGCAGCACUUGAGGUUCUUGGUGAUCGAUGAGGCGGAUCGGCUGUUGAACCAGAGUUUCCAGGACUGGCUGUACCAUAUCUUGACGGCGAUUCAUCCUUCACCGGAGAGACGAUUGUUGGGAGUAAACGGAUCGGAGACGAUCCAGGUCAAACAGGAUCAAUAUGGGUUCCCAAUCCACGAUGCCAUUGCCCCAGGAUUCUUGUCUUCGUUUUUCCAGUUGCCUGAGUCAGAUGUCGAGGAUCCAAAGGCGCUCUCGGUACAAAAGCUGCUCUUCUCUGCAACGCUGACCAGGAAUCCCGCCAAGAUUGCAAGUCUCCAGCUCUCAGACCCUCAAUACGUGGCGGUUCAGGAGGGAGGACAGGACGGAGAUGAUAAGCAAAAGUAUACUACUCCUGCUGGUCUUACGGAAAACAUGGUUGUGUGCGAGACAUCCGAGAAGCCAUUAAUGGUGUUGCAUUUGCUGCACCAUUUGAACGUUCGUUCCGCCUUGUGUUUCACAAAAUCCGUGGAAUCUGCGCAUCGCUUGUACAAACUGGUGCAGCUCUAUGAAAAGAUCAGGACCACGACAUCAGCUCCGACCGCCACCACUGCAUCAGAAACGAAUGACAUCAAAGAAAUCCAGGAAGAUAAGAAAUCUGAAAACGGCGACGAGGACGACGAGAGCAGCUCAAGUAGUGACAGCAACGAUUCGAGCGACUCUAGUAGCGAUACCAGCAGUGACGACUCGGAAGCCGAAGAUGAAGACGAAGACGAGGAAGAGAUGGAAGAUAUCAAAACGUCCACGAAACCAGCGUUGAGCUCAGCACCCACAGACAUGGAAGUCGACAACGAUCUAACAUCAGCAUCCACAGAGCCCUCAUCUGCGGUCCCAGAAAGCACCAUCGUCGUUGCAGAAUACUCUUCCGACCUGCCGAAAUCUAAACGCCAAGCGAUCCUGCGGGCCUUCAAUAAGGGCGAGAUCCAUCUUUUGAUCUGCUCAGAUCUCAUCUCUCGCGGUAUGGAUCUAGCUCCAGUCUCAGUGGUGAUCAAUUAUGAUACUCCAGUGUACAUGAAGAAGUAUAUCCAUCGUGUCGGUCGUACAGCUCGUGCGGGCAAGUCGGGUACGGCUUAUUCGCUCGUGGAGAUGCAGGAGGUACGACACUUCAAAGAGAUGCUUUCCAAGGCUGGCCAUUGGGAGAAGAUCUCAAGGAUCAAGGUCAAGGAGCGGGAGGUGAAGGACUUGAUACCCGUGUAUACAAAGGCUUUGGGAGGGCUCAAGGAGGCACUGGUGGCGUCUGCAAGGGUUGGGAAGAUUGGUGGGCGGAGAGUGCACAAGUGAACGCAGGACAACCUGAC